Molecule: messenger RNA, 7671 nt
Organism: Mus caroli (Ryukyu mouse)
Lineage: Eukaryota; Metazoa; Chordata; Mammalia; Rodentia; Muridae
Gene: Amotl1
Product: angiomotin like 1
Biological process (GO): regulation of cell migration; hippo signaling; establishment of cell polarity involved in ameboidal cell migration
Cellular component (GO): cytoplasmic vesicle; plasma membrane; bicellular tight junction
Source: RefSeq, a predicted model, not a curated record
UCGGGGCAUCUCUCUGCUGCCCGAGUGUAGAGGCUCCCUUCGCCGCGCCUCCCAGCCGCCAUCCCCCCUGCCGCCAUUCCCCGGCCGCCGCGUUGCCCAAGCCAGGAUCGUCCCAUGAUCGCCCCAUGCGGAGGGCAAAGUCGCGCCGGGGACCUUGCGAGCCUGUGCUUAGAGCUCCUCCUCCCAUCUGCUACAGCCCCAGCAGUCCUGUGCAGAUUCUAGAAGACCCCGCCUACUUCUACCCAGACUUGCAGCUCUAUUCUGGGAGGCAUGAAGCAUCUACUUUGACAGUGGAGGCAAGUGGAGGCCUAAGGGGGAAAAGCGUAGAGGACCCUCUCUCCAGCUUCCACUCCCCGAACUUCCUGAGGACGCCCGAGGUGGAAAUGAGAGGUUCUGAGGAUGUAGCAUCUGGAAGAGUGUUACAGCGGCUGAUCCAGGAACAACUGCGCUAUGGCACCCCAACUGAGAACAUGAACCUGCUGGCCAUUCAGCACCAGGCCACAGGGAGUGCAGGGCCAGCCCACGCCACCACCAACUUUUCUUCCACGGAAACCCUCACUCAAGAAGAUCCACAAAUGGUCUAUCAGUCGGCCCGCCAAGAACCGCAGGGUCAAGAGCAUCAGGGAGACAAUACGGUGAUGGAGAAGCAGGUCCGGUCCACACAGCCUCAGCAGAACAACGAGGAGCUCCCCACGUAUGAGGAAGCCAAGGCCCAGUCCCAGUUCUUCAGGGGACAGCAGCAGCAGCAGCAGCAACAGCAGCAACAGCAGCAGCAACAGCAGCAGGGACAGGGGCCCCUUAGCCACACUUAUUACAUGGCCGGAGGUACCAGUCAGAAGUCCCGCACUGAGGGGAGGCCCACAGUGAACCGGGCCAACAGUGGACAGGCACAUAAGGAUGAGGCCCUGAAAGAACUAAAGCAGGGCCAUGUCCGGUCCCUCAGCGAGAGGAUCAUGCAGCUGUCACUGGAGAGGAAUGGGGCUAAGCAACACCUCCCCAGCUCUGGAAAUGGAAAGAGCUUCAAAGCUGGAGGAGAGCCAUCCCCAGCUCAGCCUGUCUGUAAAGCACUGGACCCUCGAGGCCCUCCACCUGAAUACCCCUUCAAGACCAAGCCAAUGAAAUCCCCAGUCAGCAAGAACCAAGAUCAUGGUCUGUACUACAAUGACCAGCACCCUGGGGUACUCCAUGACAUGGUCAAACCUUACCCAGCACCUCAGCCUGCGAGAACAGAAGUGGCCGUCCUGAGGUAUCAGCCACCCCCGGAGUAUGGCGUCACCAGCCGGCCCUGCCAGCUGCCUUUUCCAUCUACGGUGCAGCAGCAUAGCCCCAUGUCCUCUCAGACCUCCUCCAUUGGUGGUACUCUGCACUCCGUUUCCCUGCCUCUUCCACUUCCCAUAAGCCUGGCGGCUUCACAGCCCCCACCGGCCUCCCCCAGCCAGCAGCUUGGACCAGAUGCCUUUGCGAUUGUGGAGCGAGCCCAGCAAAUGGUAGAGAUCCUGACAGAGGAGAACCGUGUGCUUCACCAGGAGCUUCAGGGCUGCUAUGACAACGCUGACAAGCUCCACAAGUUUGAAAAGGAGCUGCAGAGCAUUUCGGAGGCCUAUGAGAGCCUGGUCAAGUCCACCACCAAGCGUGAGUCUCUGGACAAGGCAAUGAGAAACAAGCUCGAAGGCGAGAUAAGGAGACUGCAUGACUUCAACAGAGAUCUCCGAGAUCGACUGGAGACAGCCAACAGGCAGCUGUCCAGCAGGGAAUAUGAUGGGCAUGAAGACAAAGCUGCAGAGAGCCAUUACGUGUCCCAGAACAAAGAGUUCUUGAAGGAAAAGGAAAAGUUGGAAAUGGAGUUGGCAGCAGUGCGUACGGCGAGUGAGGACCAUCGGAGGCACAUCGAGAUCCUGGACCAGGCUUUGAGCAAUGCGCAGGCCAGAGUGAUCAAACUGGAGGAAGAGUUACGAGAGAAGCAAGCCUAUGUGGAAAAGGUGGAGAAGCUGCAGCAGGCCCUGACCCAGCUGCAGUCAGCGUGUGAGAAGCGAGGGCAGAUGGAACGCAGGUUGCGGACCUGGCUGGAGAGGGAGCUAGAUGCUCUGAGGACACAGCAGAAACAUGGCACAGGCCCUCCAGUCAGCCUCCCGGAAUGUAACGCUCCUGCCCUCAUGGAGCUGGUGAGGGAGAAGGAGGAGCGGAUCCUCGCCUUGGAGGCCGACAUGACCAAGUGGGAGCAGAAGUACCUGGAAGAGAGCACUAUCCGGCACUUUGCCAUGAGCGCAGCUGCCGCUGCCACAGCCGAGAGGGACACCACCAUCAGCAACCACUCAAGGAAUGGCAGCUAUGGGGAGAGCUCCCUGGAGGCCCACAUCUGGCCAGAGGAAGAAGAAGUGGUGCAGGCCAACAGGAGGUGUCAGGACAUGGAGUACACUAUUAAAAACCUCCAUGCCAAAAUCAUAGAGAAGGAUGCCAUGAUAAAGGUCCUGCAGCAGCGAUCCCGUAAGGAUGCUGGGAAGACGGACUCUGCCAGCCUGCGGCCUGCCCGCUCUGUCCCAUCCAUUGCUGCGGCCACUGGGACACAUUCUCGCCAGACUUCCCUUACCAGCAGCCAGCUGGCAGAAGAGAAAAAGGAAGAGAAGACCUGGAAAGGGAGUAUAGGAUUCUUGCUGGGAAAGGAACACCAGGGACCGGCGUCUGCCCCUCUGCUGCCAACAACACCUGCCUCUGCAUUGUCCCUUCCAGCCUCUACCACGUCGGCCAGCAGCACCCACGCCAAGACGGGCAGCAAGGACAGCAGCACACAGACCGACAAGAGCACCGAGCUCUUCUGGCCCAGCAUGGCUUCCCUCCCCAGCCGUGGCAGGCUGAGCACAGCCCCUUCUAACAGCCCCGUCCUAAAGCAUCCAGCUGCCAAAGGAGCCGUGGAGAAGCAGGAGAACUCUCCUGGUCAUGGGAAGUCAUCGGAGCACAGAGGCCGAGUCAGCAAUUUGCUGCACAAGCCUGAGUUCCCAGAUGGUGAGAUGAUGGAGGUGCUCAUCUAGCAUCAUCCUGUGGCGUUUGCCAGCAUGCUGACAGAUGAGACCAGAGGCUGAAAGAAGAGAUCCAGAUGGGCAGUUGCAGUAGCAACUGCAAAACCAGGACAGGUGUGGACACGUCACAAUGUUACCAAAACAGCUGGCUCACGUAUCUGCAGAGGGAGUGAGAGAGGACGCAUGCAGGCUUGGAAGCAGAGUAGAGAAGGAGGAGGAGUGGAAUUUUCCAUUAUAGAGAAAUUGUAUGUCUUAGGGAGGCUCCAUGCUUCCCCAUUCUUGGCUUAUAAACAGAUGAAGAAGAGCUGGGCCUUCCUUGGAAUCCCCUUGUUCCCUUUGCCUUUUAGCAGGUUUGGUUUAAGAAGAAUCUGCUAGAAAUCCUGAAAGCCCAUCUCGGCAUAAUGGCGUGUGUGUGUGUGUGUGUGUGUGUGUGUGUGUGUGUGUGUCCUUAGCAAAUACAUCCAGGAUAAUGGGGAUUUCAAGUUUUGUCACCUUCUUGGCUGUUUCGUUUGUGGUCUCAGAGAGUGUGAAGCUUUGCUUGUUUGGAUUGAAUGGUAUUUUCUGAGUAGGAUGUGAGCGAGAUGUCCUUGCCCUCAUCCACCCUGACUUCUUUGAGCUUAUCUGUCUCAUCUCUACUUACUAUUUUGUUGUUGUAUUUUUCCUGUUUAAUUAGACAUAGCAGAGUUCCUUAUAUAUGGGACUUAGGAGACUACCAUCCUUGCUGUGUGUGGUGUCCAGAUGGACAGAGCCUCCUGUUGGCACCCCAGCUGCUCAUCCCACCUUUGCUUAGCAGAACUGCAGCUGUCAGCCUUACUGUGAGCUAGAGAUACCUGGCUGAGGAGUCCACGAGUUGCUGACAUAACAUCAUGCCUCUGAUGUGCGUCUCUCUCACGUCCACACUCUUGCUAGGAGGUUGACAAUUACACCCCAUCGCCCUGUGGGGAAGACUUCCUUGUGAACAGGUGCCACAGGAACCCAUGAUGGCUUACCCAGAACUCUCUAGGUAGCAUGGGAGGUCUCAGCAGGCAUCCCCAGCCUUUCUUGUAUUCGAAGCUCUCAAGUCUGUUGUUGCUCUCCCCUGCCCCAUUCUGCCCUGGUUGCUGUUGAUAAGCACAGUGCCAUCCCUGAUCAAUUCUUUUUCCCUGUGAAUUUGUUUCAUAACCCAUCAGACUGGUAGACACACAGCACCGUCAGUCUCACACAAGGGACACGACUUACCUGAAGUGAGGCAGCAAAGUCAUGGAAAUGAGCCCCUGUGAACGAGAGACUGGACCUGAGGCUGCUGCCACAAGCUCUUAUGUUCAUUGCUGUGGAUGCUGGCUUCCUGGAAACCCCAGAAGAAGCUGCCCAGGGCACAAGGGGGUAAACUAUCUCUAGAUCAGUAAGGUUUAUUUUCCAAGUCCCCUUCCUCAUCACUCCUUUUUGGCUCAAAAGAAAAAUGAAAAGUGGUAAUUCUGUGACUUCAAGUCCCUCUUAAAUGCAGCACUGAAGAUAGCUUGGCUCAGAGAGCUCUGCUUGGAUCAUGUGUCCUAGGACUUGUCCCUAGAGUGAGACUGUGGCCUCCCCAGGUUGAGGUGGUACAUGUAUUGUGAGAGACGUAGCCUGGAGAACAGAGAAGAGGAGAGGCAAGGGGAGGAGAGAGCAGUGGUAUUUCCCUACAGGACCCUGGGCCAUCUGACAAGACAGAGGAGGUGGGACUAGAUUACCCACACUCCACUUGGCAGUGAGAACCAGGCUGGGAGCCUCCCAUCCCCUCCUUACCUCUUCUCUCAGAUCUUGCAGCCUGAGUACUGAGCUUGCCCUGUGCUCUGUGGGGAAGGGAGUGAGAAGGCAGCAUAAGAGGUCUUGCCAGUUGAGACAGAAGCAGGUAGAUGUAGGAACUAUUUUGGAUAGGGCAUGUUGUUCAGUUGAUGGCAACUAAUUCUCUUAAGAACAUAUUGUCUCCUAUUAAUCUUGGGGACAAACCCAGAAAGGGAAGGAUAUAGAGAUGGGGAAUUAAUGAGCCCUUCCAGCCCUGAGGACAUGUCUGAGCCACCCCAAACUUAGGCUAUCUCUCAGCAUAGGAGUGAGACUGCCCAGUUGACUCAAAUUCUAGUGUACAUGUUCCAGACACAUUGCACACACGGGCAGAAAGUCUCCCAUUCCAGCCCCCUACCUCCCUGCAUUGUCAGUCCGUUUCAGUUAUCUGAAAACAAAGGGGACACAGACCGGGCUUUAACUGCAAGAGAACUGUGGCUUUUGUUCAAGAGUCCAUGUUAAGAGAGAGAGGGGCUAUGGCUUUAAGAUAGAGGCCCUUCAAUUUUCUGUCCUUGUAAUUCUCUUGAAGGGUGCAUGACAAAGGAGCCCCAGGCACUUGGGAGCCUCCAUGGGAUCUAAACUCUUUUGACACCAAACAACAGUACUACAUAGGUAUUUUGGUACAAACUGUGAAAGCACUAGAAAAAGUGCCUGUUGAAUGGGAGGUUGUGUUGAGAAACGAGGCCAGGUUCUCCCUCCUGGUUGCUCAGAUGCAGACGCUGGACCCAGGAGGCAUACAGCCCAUCUCCAAGCUUCACUACAGAUGCUAGCACUUAAAGCAAAGCCUCGGAAGAGGAGGCUCAGUCACAGGCUGCACGGCCUUGAACAUGCGCAGCACUGUGCCUGGUGCUCUGUGGCCCAACUUGUGAUACUUGUGUGCACACAGGGAAGCUGACACAACUCUCAGGGCCUGAAACCAGGACUAAACCCAAGCCUCAUAUAACUAAGCACACCGCUACCAUCCACAGGCGUGGAUGGAGGUCUUCAUGUUCUGUUGUAGCACAACUACAAAGCAAGUUAAAAAGUAGAAAUAAAAAUCCUUCCUCAUAGUGCAGAAGGCUCGUCUUCAGAUCUCUUGGAGCAUUUGAUCAUAGAACUUGAGGGUCUUCUCUUGGGAUAAAGGAUAAAUAAAGGCUGUGGCACUUAGUGGUGGUUGGCCAGCAUCCUGCUUUGUCCUUGAGUGAGCAGUGUGGUGAUGCCUGAAUACUUCCAGGUGUCGUGUGGAACCUGAGAAGUGUUGAGGUCAUGUCUCUGUCCCUGUGGUUUCAGUAAGUAGAUUCUUCUGUGUGUAAGCACUAUUCCUCUCUGGAGGUUCAUAGCACUAAGCUGCCAAGAAAAACACGUUCAUUUGCAAAGAAUUAAGAGUGUGUGCUAAACACUUGUCAUUGUUCUUUGUUUCUCAGAAGCUAGUGACCAGCAACGGUGGAGUGUUCAGCGAGUCCCCACCAUGCCUGCAGGGUGGGGCUGUUCCCUUCCACACCCAGCUUUCCUUAGGGAUGGAGAUAGGGAAUGGUGGGACCUGUGUUAUUCCGUCCCGCAGAGGUCUCUCUUUGGAGCCCAUGUAUGAGGCUUGACCUUUUGCUGUGAGUAGAUUUAGAGGCAGUUGUUCCAAGUGAAUUUGGCCUCAGUACAGAGAAUCAGGACAAAAGCUCUGGUAUUCCCUGUAGAGAGGCUCUGUCCUGCUUUGCUCCAGCCACUCACACACAGUUAAUAAAGGGCUGAAGCUCCUCCCUUCCCAGAGCCGCUGUGCUGGGGACGCUGUCUGCAGCCCGAGUCCCAGAGAUUGGUGUGAGCAGUCAGAUAAGGCUGAUCUGGGAGGCGGAGGAGAUGGCCAUGACACAAGGUGUUGUCAGGAGGAGAUGACUGUAACACAAGGUGUCUUCAGGCAGCUCCUUUGUGUGUAGGCUGCAGAGAGCCAUCCUGCGUGGGAGGUUGUGUUGUUUAAACACAUGGUGUCUUCUUUGUCUGCACUGGAUCGAGCAGGGUUUGUUUCUCUGUGUUCUCCAGGUGAGCUCACACCCUCUUUAAGAAAAGGGGUCUUGUGGAUGUUGGAAGCAAGGUCUGUCAAACAUUCUUAAAUGGUGAUGCUAGAGAAAAGCCAGCCCCCUGUAACGUCCCUAAAAGCCGACUCAGCCACUAAGUAUACAUUUGACUUGCUUCUACUUUUUUCUAGUUAAUCAGUGUGAUUUAAAUGUCUUUAGCUGAUGUGAGGACUUUUUAAAAGGCAUUAGUUUGUGGUGCAGCUCCGUGGGACAGGCUGUGUAAUAAGAAACCUCAGAAGCCAGGCUUCCGGGGGGCCGGUGUGUGUGUGUGCAGGGUGCAUCCAGGCCAGCCUUUCAGUGGAUUCCUAUUCUCAUUUUGUAAUUGAAUGGUAUAUUACAUUAUAUGUAAGUGCAUACAUAUAAGGUGGAACUUUUCUCAAUAUAAAAAAAGAAAGAAAGAAGAAUGAAAAAGAAAUCCUUUUGUUUUCCUGUGAGCUCGCUUCUUGGGGAGGACUACAGGGCUCCCCAUGUAAAAUGGCUGUUGACUCCUCUAGCAGAAUGGCCUCCAAGGUCUGGCCUGCUCCUGGGAUUCCCUUUGAAGUGAGAGGUCAUUGUCUUUUGAGAAUGGAUUUAAGUUUUGAAAAUACCCCACAUUGUUCACAGCACAAGGGAACGAACAUAGGGCAACUAGUCCGAAUCAGAGUCCCAGGGCCAUCGAGAUGACUUGGUGAAAAGGCACUGCCACCAAAGCCAAGACCUGAGUUUGAUCCCCAGGAGCCCCAUAGUAGGAGAGAGCCAACUGCAGCAAGUUGUCCUCUGACUCAAACACACACACACACACACACACACACACACACACACGCACACACGCACACACA